AAACAAUGGACCCAGAAAAAUAACUGAUGGAUUAACCAAUAGAAGAGGAGUCUGAUAUGGAUGAAGAUGAGAAGAGAGAGAAGGGAGAUUGGCAUUAAUAAUUGUAUGAAUGUAUAUUUAGCUAAUUAGAUUGAGUGCAUGUUAGAAAGGAGAUAUAACAGCGGUCUAAAGAUGUUUAGAUAAAAGAGCAAAUGUUUUAUAUGAGGAUAAGAAAAAAUGGAAUCCAUUAAUGUGGGCAUCAUGUAGAGGGUACACAGAAAUAGUGCGUGUUUUAUUGUCUCGUUAAGCAGCAGCACCAUAUGUUCCUGAAAUGGCAUUGAUAUUGUAGAACUUUGCAUAGACAAUGCCUGUUUAUUCAAGUCCAUUGAAUCAAUCAUCUCCAAGCAAGUCUACUUAUUUUGGAGGAAGUCCUGGAGGUGUAGCUUAAUCAGCAGUGUUUAAUUUUCCUUAAUAAUUAACUAAGAAAGUUGUCUAAGGAAUUAUUAAUUAAUAAGUUCGUUCGACACCAUUAAUGUGGGCAUGUUUCAAAGGACAUGUACAAGUUGUAUGGUUAUUAUUAAAGGCAGGAUUGAGUUGGGAGGUAUAACAAAAUUAGAGUUUUUAAUAUAGGAUGUGGAUCAAUUUGGGAAUAACAGUGUUCAUUUGGCAGCAUCAGGAGGGAAUUAAGUAGUAUUUUAGACAUUACUAUUUUAUGGAAUAGCAGUAGACAGACCAAAUACAAGGGGACACACUGCAAAAGAUUUGGCAACAAAUGCCUAUAUAUUAUAGUUGAUUAAGUUAUUAGAGGCAAGUGGUUAAUAAACCAAUUAUUUUUGUAUGACUUGUAGAAGGUUUUGGAAGUAGGAGGAAUAUAAAAUGGAUUGGGUAUUUGAGAAUGCUGAAUCAACAGAUAUGGAAAAACCUGAAGGGAGAUGUUUGAAUUGUUGGAACACAAUAAAGAAACAUACUGAAGAAUUAUUAAGCAUAAUUGAUAAAUAAGAUCAUAAAANUAAUGAUAAUUUUUGA
This is a messenger RNA of Paramecium primaurelia, 1005 nucleotides long. NCBI's taxonomy places the organism in Eukaryota, Ciliophora, Oligohymenophorea, Peniculida, Parameciidae. The record is from the annotation of a GenBank genome assembly.